This is a messenger RNA of Sesamum indicum (sesame), 1578 nucleotides long. RefSeq lists its product as uncharacterized. The record is from RefSeq and is a predicted model, not a curated record. Lineage: Eukaryota; Viridiplantae; Streptophyta; Magnoliopsida; Lamiales; Pedaliaceae. Gene Ontology annotation, biological process: lipid homeostasis. Gene Ontology annotation, cellular component: membrane; endoplasmic reticulum.
CCCAACUUCUCUUUAUAUUUUCCGACGUUACUCUUAUGAUCUCGUGGAUUUUUGGCGUCUUUCUAACUCUUGUUUUUGCAAUUAAUGUCCGAGUACUAUCUAUGAUCUCAAGCUGCAUUUAUCACAGUUUCUUCGUUUUACGGCAAAGGCAAUGUAUUAUGUAUGCUCACCAUCAUGUCUGAUACACACCCACCCACCCCAUUCCAUUGUGGUUGCGAGCUAUAAAAGGGUCCCAUAUCAUGUCCUCUUCUAUUAAAUCCCAUUCUUUUACGUGAGGAUUUCAGAUGGCGAUGGAGUUUCUGGUGUUACAGAUUAUUACUUUUUCAAUCUUGAGGAAAUUAAAGCAUAUCUUUGUCUAUCCUAUGCAAUCUUGAAUCCCAACUGCUUAUGUAGUGAAAUACUAGCUCUGUCCAAGCUGAGUCCUCAGGGAAGCCUGGAAAUUAAUGUUGUAGAAGAGAAUCAAACACAUGGUCUGGCAAUUCUGUAUAAUGGCAGUUUCUCAACGAACAGUUUUGGCAUUUAAGUCUUAUCAAAACCAGGCUGGGGUGCUAGUCAAAAACUACUUACUAGCGGACCCUUUUAUCCCAUACACUUCUGUACUUGCUGGUGUAUUGGCAUUCAAAUUGGUCUAUGAUCUGACCCAGCUCAUCAGCACUUUUAACUUCAGGAGUUAUAAUGCUCUCACCAAGACACAAAGAAUUGACUGGAAUAAUCGAGGUGUUUCCACUCUUCAUGCCAUUUUUACGUCAAUUGUGUCCUUGUACUUUGUGUUCUGGUCCGAUCUUUUCUCCGAUCAUGAUUUUGCUGGGUUAAUUAUCCUCCGAAGUUCACCUCUCUCAACAUUUGCACUCGGGAUUUCGGUUGGGUAUUUCAUUUCAGACCUUGGAAUGAUUUGUUGGCUGUAUCCUUCUUUGGGCGGAGUGGAGUACAUUGUCCAUCACUCUCUUUCAGGAAUUGCACUAGCAUAUUCCAUGUUUACAGGGGAAGGGCAGCUUUACACUUUCAUGGUCCUGAUAUCUGAGGUGACAACGCCAGAGAUCAACAUGAGAUGGUAUCUUGACAUGGCUGGAUUGAAGAGAUCCAACGCAUAUCUGAUUAAUGGGGUUGCUAUUUUUGUUGCUUGGUUGGUGGCAAGAAUUCUUCUGUUUGUUUACAUAUUUUACCAUGUCUAUCUGCACCAUGAUCAGGUCAUGCAAAUGCAUGCUGUUGGUUUCCUUUUGGUACUUUGUGUACCCGUGGUGCUUGCAGUCAUGAACUUAAUGUGGUUUGGGAAGAUUAUCAAAGGGCUGAUGAAGACUUUAGCAAAGAGGCAGUGACUAGUACUGUUGUAGACAACUUGACAAGUAGAUAACAAUUGAUGUCAAUUCCCUGCGUGAUGUUAAAUCCAUUUUCUUGUGCACUUGUGCUGAAACUGGGAAAAUGAUAGAAGAGAAAGAUAUGUGAAAACAGAUAGAUUGCACAGGUUUUCUGGAAGUUAAUAGCCAGUAAUGGACACAUGAAGCCUGAUGGUCGACGUUUAUUUGCAUCUAAAGAGGAUGCAAAUUCUGUACACAUUUUUGGAAGAUUAUCAACAUCUGU